Molecule: messenger RNA, 1062 nt
Organism: Doryrhamphus excisus (bluestripe pipefish)
Lineage: Eukaryota; Metazoa; Chordata; Actinopteri; Syngnathiformes; Syngnathidae
Gene: immp2l
Product: inner mitochondrial membrane peptidase subunit 2
Cellular component (GO): mitochondrial inner membrane peptidase complex; membrane
Molecular function (GO): serine-type endopeptidase activity
Source: RefSeq, a predicted model, not a curated record
CCCAUUUCACGAUUUUAGAGUCAUGUUCCAAAAUACGUAUGAACGUCGGCUGUGAGAAAUAUCUGAUUUCCUAGUUGCAUAAAACUAACCACGAGGAUCGGGGAGUGACGUAGAGAGCAAAAGGAAGUUGAGCGCAUAUGGUGGUGAGCAUGGCCAAGCAGGCCACAGCUGGGCGCCGCUACCUGCGUUUCUUUGUGAGUGGCUUCUUUGUAGCUGUCCCCGUCACAGUGACCUUUCUGGACCGCUUGGCCUAUGUGGCUAGGGUGGAGGGGGCGUCCAUGCAGCCUUUUUUGAACCCUGAAGGAACAUCAGAGGGCGACGUGGUCCUCCUGAACCGCUGGAGUGUAAGGAACUAUGAGGUGCAGAGAGGUGACAUUGUGUCCGUCAUGUCACCUAGGAACCCUCAACAAAAGAUCAUCAAGCGGGUCAUUGGUCUGGAGGGAGACUUCAUCAGGACACUGGGUUACAAGAAGCGAUACGUGCGGGUUCCUGAUGGACACCUCUGGAUUGAGGGGGACCAUCACGGUCACAGUAUGGACAGCAACACUUUUGGCCCGGUGUCACUGGGGUUGCUUCAUGGUCGGGCGUCUCAUAUCAUCUGGCCUCCUCGCCGCUGGCAGCGCAUCCAAGCAGACCUCCCACCAAACCGGGGACCACUGUACACUGAUGAAGACGUGGAGUGAACAAGACGGUUAUAGAUAUUUAGUCAUAAUUACUAUGACUGCCCCCUGCUAGUGGAACAGAUGCCAACGAGUAGCUGUACAAUAAUACGUUAAGUAAAUGUACUCCUCGAUGCUUUAAGAGCUGGUCAGUGAGGUAGAUGCGAUCCAAUCGGAAUGGAUGUGAGGUCGCGGGAUCGAGCCCCGUCAGUGUGCGAUUUUAGACCAUAAAAAAUCCAUCCAUCCAUUUUCUAUGCCGCUUGUUCUCACUAGAGUAGCGGGGGUAUGCUGGAGCCUACCAUAUAAAAUCAUAAGUGUAUCUUAUAUUUUAUUAUCAGUAUUACUCAGUGUUGAACGUUGAACUGAGCGCAACAUAGUUGUAAAUAAAGGACUUGAACGUGAA